Molecule: messenger RNA, 4338 nt
Organism: Hemicordylus capensis (graceful crag lizard)
Lineage: Eukaryota; Metazoa; Chordata; Lepidosauria; Squamata; Cordylidae
Gene: P4HB
Product: prolyl 4-hydroxylase subunit beta
Exons: 11
Coding region: 202-1839 (545 amino acids)
Biological process (GO): response to endoplasmic reticulum stress; protein folding
Cellular component (GO): external side of plasma membrane; endoplasmic reticulum
Molecular function (GO): protein disulfide isomerase activity
Source: RefSeq, a predicted model, not a curated record
GCGUAGGGCGGCCCUAAAUCCUGCUCCAGCUCCAGGAGAGCGGAAGACGAGGAGGGCGGGCAUAGCCAAUAGGGGGGUAGCCGCAGCGGGGAGAGGGCGGGUUUAUAAGCGGGAGGCGGGCACGGAGCGCUCUCUUUUGCGCUGCCUGGGGUUGCCGUUCGCUCUCUGCCCGAGGAGCCUGCCGUCAUUGUCAGCGCCACCAUGAAGACUGCCUGGCUCUUGUCUCCGUUUCUCUGCCUGCUUUUGCUGGGCCGGGCCUGCCUCGCCGCCGAGGCGGAGAUCGAGGAAGAAGAGGGCGUGCUGGUGCUGAAGGCGGCCAACUUCGAGCGGGCGCUGGAGCAACACAAGAACAUCCUGGUGGAGUUCUAUGCACCCUGGUGUGGUCACUGUAAAGCUCUGGCACCAGAGUAUGUGAAAGCUGCAGCAACGCUAAAAUCUGAGAAUUCAGAAAUCAGACUGGCUAAGGUGGAUGCAACAGAAGAGUCUGAGCUUGCCCAACAGUUUGGGGUUCGAGGCUAUCCAACUAUUAAAUUCUUCAAAAAUGGAGAUAAAUCUUCCCCCAAAGAAUACACAGCUGGCAGGGAAGCUGAUGAUAUUGUGAACUGGCUGAAGAAACGUACAGGCCCAGCUGCCACCACACUGACAGAUGUAGCUGCUGCUGAGGGUCUGGUGGAUGCCAGUGAAGUUGCUGUGAUUGGAUUCUUUAAGGAUGCAGAGUCUGAUGCUGCCAAACAGUUCUUGCUGGCAGCAGAGUCCAUUGAUGACAUUCCCUUUGGGAUCUCUUCCAGCAGUGAUGUCUUUGCCAAAUACCAGCUCAGCAAAGAUGGAGUUGCCCUUUUUAAAAAGUUUGAUGAAGGCCGUAACAACUUUGAUGGAGAGAUAACCAAAGAGAACCUGUUGAACUUCAUCAAGUCAAACCAGCUGCCCUUGGUCAUUGAAUUCACCGAGCAGACUGCUCCAAAGAUCUUUGGAGGAGAGAUCAAAACCCACAUCCUACUGUUCCUGCCCAAGAGUGUUACAGACUACCAGGGCAAACUGGACAACUUCAAGAAAGCAGCUGAGAGCUUUAAAGGGAAGAUCUUGUUCAUCUUCAUAGACAGUGAUCAUGCUGACAACCAGAGGAUCUUGGAGUUCUUUGGCCUCAAGAAAGAGGAAUGUCCUGCCAUACGCCUCAUUACCCUGGAAGAAGAAAUGACCAAGUACAAGCCAGAGUCCGAUGAGCUGACUCCAGAGAACAUCAGGGACUUCUGCAACCGGUUCCUGGAGGGCAAAGUUAAGCCCCAUCUGAUGAGCCAAGACAUUUCUGAUGACUGGGACAAACAGCCUGUCAAAGUUCUAGUUGGGAAGAACUUUGAGGAAGUAGCUUUUGAUGAGAAUAAGAAUGUCUUUGUGGAGUUUUAUGCUCCCUGGUGUGGCCACUGCAAACAACUGGCUCCCAUCUGGGAUAAACUAGGAGAGACUUACAAGGACCAUGAGAAUAUUGUCAUUGCCAAAAUGGACUCUACAUCAAAUGAAGUUGAGGCAGUGAAGGUUCACAGCUUUCCUACCCUCAAGUUUUUCCCUGCUGGCCCUGGCAGAACGGUUGUAGACUACAAUGGUGAGAGGACGUUGGAAGGCUUUAAGAAGUUCCUGGAAAGCGGUGGGAAAGAUGGUGGUGUAGAUGAAGAUGUGAGUUCUUGUCAGGGCCACACAUCCUUGGGGACUCUGGCAUCCUUAACCCAACUAUCUAGUUCUCGAGGGAUGAAUCUUCACUGGGCUGGCUCAUUCUCCAACACCAGUUAUCAGGUGCGCGUGUCCUCCUUACUAGGAUCGAGCAGUUGCUGCUUUCAGCAUGUGUAACAACUUUGCUUGUUCUGUUUCUGUUGGCCACUGUUCUUGGAUUUGUGCUAUUGCUAGCCCUGUGCAGUACUAUCGAUUUUUAUUUGUGGGCUACUCUGCAGGAGUGGCAGUUGAAACUGGAGGAGACACCAUUGGGUUGUGAGCACUAACCCAGUUAAGACUGGGUUAAUGCUGUAUGCUCAGGGCUGUAGCUUUCUAUUUAAGUUGGGCACAGUGAAUAACUGACAAUCCCACCUUGGCAUACUCCCAGUGAGUUCUGUGUGGUGACUUGAAGAUGAAUUUUGCUUCGAAGGGAGACUUUCUAGAUCUGCAGUUAUAGUUGGUGCCUGCUGGUCGGUGACCCUGAGGGCUGAACUACAUGUUGCAUUAAAAGCAUAGUUUAACCCUGGUGUCUCUAGGUCUUACUGUAAAUAGCACCAUGGAGCACUGAUCUGGAUUGCAAAAUAUGGAAAGAGGGAGGCUUUCACCCUCUUCUGUUGCUUCUUUCCUCAUUCUGCAACUGCAUUCUGUCCCAAAAGGAAAGUUACCAUUGGCAGUGUGAUCUGAAUUUUCUGCAUAUCUAGGAACUCUACCCUGACUCGAUUCCUUGUUGCAUAUUUUGAGCCUAGUUAAGAUUUUUCUGCUUCAGUCUUGACGGAUAAAAAUGAGCAGAUUUUAAUGUUCUCUUCCUUUGGAUAAGGUCUGGUUGGCUGGUAGCGAAUAAAGUGUGACCUUCAGGUACAAGACCUGGUGCUAACAUAGCUAAGAUGGUGCCCUGCUGACUUGUGUUGCUUCAGCUUGUAUGGUUUUUAAUCUGUCCUGUAUUGCUUGAAAUGGGGGCAGUGGUUUUGCCAGAGGCCAUCCAUUCGUCCGACUCUUUACCCCAAGUUAUGUGUGACAUAACGUUGCCUGUAAGGUCCGAUUAAAAGCAUAGGUCCAGGAGUAUAACAGGCCUAUCUGAACUGACAAAAAAGCCCUUUGGGAGUUGCAAGCUUCUUGGGUUUUCCUGGGUGACCAUAGAGUUGGGCUUUCAUGAAAAUUCCAAAUUGGAGAAAGCACCUGGAACUGAAGAUAUAGUUGGUAUUCCCUACUUCUUGCAGAAGGGAUCAGUAUCUAUUUUGGCUAUUGUCAGUUUUUGAGACGUUGGAUAACUGUUGGUGCCCAGUGCCUGCUUACUAGAUUGAUGUCUUGUAAGGGGUUGCAUAUAAACUUACUGAAAUGGCCUAGCAUCCUCCCAUAUCACUAACUAUAGGAUAGGGUGUAGCUACAUCAAAAUAUGCUAGCAAGAUAGGGCUCUCAAUGCUUAGGUGUAUCCCCUAUCAAUAUGUUGGUAGCCAGGUGCACGCUGCUUUUAUUUCCAGUCUGCCUUGGUGUAUUCAGAGCGAUUUGAGCAAGAUUGUAUUCCAGGUAGGGAAUCUUAAAUGAGGCUGAUUAAAAAAGGGUCUUGCUGCCAUUGAGGAUGCUCCACUUGAAGAGUCAGACUUUGAAAAAAGUACAAAACCCAAGUAGCUUUUGAGCAGACAUCUUUGAGAUGGCUAGAUCUGCAUUAGACCACUGCCUCUAAUCACCAAUGGAACUCGCGUUCCACUCAUUUUAUUUGCAUUUAUCACCUUGGGAAUGGAUGAGUAGUUUGUCAGCGGGGCUUCUCUUGGGAUGGGCAAGGCUAGUGGCUGGAGGAGAAAAUAGUGUCACUAGACUAAGUAAGGUAAAGUGUGCCGUCGGGUCAGUGUCGACUCCUGGUGACCACAGAGCCCUGUGGUUGUCUUUGGUAGAAUACAGGAGUACUGUCUAUUAAACUGAGUUAAAAGACUUUAUGUACACAGCUCCAUAUCUUCAAGGGUCCCAGGUAUUAGAACAGCAUUCUUAAUCUGGGUUUUGUUCUGCUUCAUCUGAGGGGUUGGGCUUCCUUGAAAUCUCAGCUUGUUCCUGUUCACUCCUGUAACAUCUAGUAUGAUAAAAGGUAUUCCAAGGGCCAUCUGUACACUCUUCUAUAGCAGUGUUAAUUUUUUUUCCUGACUUUGUGUAGAACGUGGCUCAAAGCUGAAGUGGUAUUCAGGUGCUCUACAAACAGAAAUCGAACCAUAUACCAUCUUGAAUUCUUAACAAGUGAUUUGAGUCAUGAAAGGCUGACCAUUAGCCUAAUGCCUUUCUUCCUGGUAUAUGGAAAUGCUUGUAGGCUGUGCGCUUUGGGCAUUUCCAUGUCCCACUUUGCUGCCUUGGAAAGCAUGGGACUGCUCCUGGCUGGGGUGUGUGUGUGGCAGGGCUCAACCUUCCAGAGAAGCUUAAUAUUGCAAGCCUAGAGGGAGGUGCAUGGAUUAUCAUACUGGUAAGGGCAAUAGCUGCUGCUCUGGCAGGAUUCUAGCUCUGAAUUGGCCCAAGGAAAAUGCCUGCUUGGCACUUGUCACUGUGAGAUGCAAGAAGCUGCAGCUGACUGACCCACCUUUCUUCGUUUAAACAGGAUCUUGAAGAUCUAGAAGAUAUGGAAGAGCCGGACAUGGAGGAGGAGGAGGAGGAGGAAGA